This is a messenger RNA of Temnothorax curvispinosus, 6629 nucleotides long. RefSeq lists its product as uncharacterized. NCBI's taxonomy places the organism in Eukaryota, Metazoa, Arthropoda, Insecta, Hymenoptera, Formicidae. The transcript is spliced from 5 exons. Gene Ontology annotation, cellular component: membrane. Gene Ontology annotation, molecular function: protein binding; monoatomic ion channel activity. Gene Ontology annotation, biological process: transmembrane transport; monoatomic ion transport. The record is from RefSeq and is a predicted model, not a curated record. Bases 928 to 6519 code for a protein of 1863 amino acids.
UAUAAUUAGACUAUGUUAUCAAAUUAAUGCUCUUUAUAGUACAUAUCGGUCUUCCAAUAAUAAAAUCGUAUGCGAGUUAUUACAAUAUCAUAUAUAUUACUAAUUUUAGGUCAGAGAAAUCAUUUAAUCGUAUCUUGUGUCAAUUGAGUUUAUUGAACUUACGACAGAUUUGAUUAAAAUGUUUUGAGAGUUGGUCUCAUAAAGACAACUAUUCUCUGUUGUCAAGAACAUGAAGCAGAGGUUAAAACUUUGUUCUUUUUUUGUUUCCACUUAAAAAAUUGUAUUAAUAUUUUAACUUUUCCAGUGGCAAUUUUUUCCUGGUUUUUACCCAAGCAAAUUGUCAUGUAAUAUUUUUUUAGUCCUUAAAUUGCAUUGAUUGUAAUAGAAUUUUUUCGCUGUGUUUUCUUCGCUGCAGAUGCAGAUGUCUAAACACUUAUAGACGCAAUAAUGUACUUAUUGAAGAAAUCUAAGAAGUAGGAACUUGUACAAUUUAGUGCUAAGUGAGAGUUAAUUUGCAUUAAAAAAACGUUAUUUAUCUCGAAUCAGAAAAGUCGCGUAUUUGAGGGAUUGAUGUGACACACUGAGAAAGAAGAAAUAUAUUUUUAUGCGGUAUCUUUUGUGAUGUGUAUUGCCAAGAAUGUGAAGCACGAAAAACAUGUACAGUGUCCUUCAAGGAAGACAACUUUUUCCUGCGCAUUUCUGAUAGCCGACCGGUCUCAUCCGCUACAUGUAGCAUCCAAAUCUCUUUCGCUGAUAUAACCGGUACGGAGUUAGCCGCAUGCUGCACACUCUCUCGCUCUCAGUGUGAACCGGUCUGGCGAAAGAACGAGGUGAUGCGAUCGAGACGAUUAUCAACGUCCGCCACCGAGCUUCGUCUCGUGCCGUAAACGUGUAAGGUAACUGAUCUUAGAACGGCAACAGGUGGAGAUGGUAGAUAGUCUGAGCAAGAAAUUCGUAUCGUUCUCGUCAGUGAAAGAGAUGGAAGAAACCGGAGGAAAAGUAUCAAAAACAGUUCCGACUCUGUUGUCACGCACGAGCGCGGCUUCCUUGUUUUUAACUCGACUAAAGAGUAGACGCUCAUCGCCUAAGCAAGAUGACAAUGAGCUCGAAAGUGGUCGAGUUCAAUACGAAUCGCCGCCACCACUCGAUAAUUUGAUAAGUCCCAUAGCUUCAGUGGAAGAUUACUCCGUCAUCAGUGAACGAGCCUCUUCCGAAGUCGACCGCACUUCUCUGCGCAUCAAUGAAGAUUUCAUCAAAAAUAUUCUCGCGGAACACAGGAAACGUACGUGUUACAAAUCACAAAUCUGGGAAAAUUUGGAAUCAUGUAAAACGGAUGAGACAAAUGCGGAGACGAUCCUCGCGGACGUCAAGUCCAAUGAAGUCAACAUCUUAUUGCUACAAGCGAGUUUUAUGGGUCGUACAAAUCUCAUACAUCGUUUGUGCAAAUGCAAAGCCGAUGUCAACUAUACCGAGCCCGAUCAUGGUCUUACUCCGUUGCACUUGUGUGCGUUUCGGAACUGUCUGGAUGGUGUCAAGUAUUUAAUAAAACAGGGCGCGAGCGUCAAUACGAAAUCGAAACACACGGCGUUUCAUUAUGCCGCAUUUGGAGAUGCCUUCGACGUUGCUCAAUACUUCGUGCAACGAGAUAUCAGUCAGCUAUCACCGCACGAUGCUGAAGAGACGGUAUUGCACGUGGCUUCACGAACUAACGCUCUGCGCGUACUUUCCCUACUAGCGCCGAACAACAAGGAACUGGACCGUUUGGAUCAAGACGGAUACGCCGCUAUUCAUCAUGCAGCCGAUGGCGGAGACAAAGCUUGUUUAGACAUACUUUUGAAAGCCGGUUGCCAGGUGGAUUUACCUACCGGAAAGAACGAUACCGCAUUGCACUUGGCUGCGGAAGCCGGUUGCGCGGACAAUUUAGCUCUUCUGGUCGAGGCAAACGCUAAUCUUCAACUGAAGAACCAUCGAGGACACACGGCCUUGCAUUUAGCCGCUCGUUCGCAUUCUCUGGAGUGCGUGGAGAUUUUACUGAAAGGUCGCGCGGAUCCCAACGUGGAGGACGACGAGGGUCGAACGCCUCUGCACCUGGCUUUAGGCAAGUCUUUGGUGACCGACGACAUAACCGAGCUCUUGCUCAAGUGGCGAGCGGACGUGAACAAGGCCGACAAAUACGGCUAUACGCCGCUACACAUCGCCGCCUCAAACGAGCUGUCACGAUGCGUCAAUCUGCUGAUAAAGUACGAAGCAGAUCUCAGCGCCAGGACCAUCGGCGGGAAUAGCGCUCUAUCCAUCGUUCUGCGCAAGACCCCGACAUCCCUGGACGUAUUUGAGCAUAGGCUGGACAAGUCUCUAACUUUGAGCCGACAUGGAUUCAUCGCAGGUGAGCUCGAGUUGCAGCUGGACUUUCGUCCGUUGUUGCAGCGGCGGAAUCGGCAAAACCGCUCGCCCGAGAUCGGUUAUCUGAACACCUUUGUGAAGGAGGGCUACAAGGAAAUCCUGGAGCAUCCUUUGUGCCAGUCUUUCCUCCAUCUCAAGUGGCACAAGAUCCGAAAGUACUAUGCCGCCAGAUUGCUCUUCUACUUAAUAUACGUGUUGAUCCUUACGAGCUGGGUGAUAAUCGCCCUUGCUCAUAACUGCUACAAUGAGUCGAAAGGCUACGUACACAAUCCGCCGUUGUGCGCGAACGCGACUGGGAUCUAUGGGUUUCUCUACAGACACCCCGUGGUACUCGAGAUUCAGUGGUACACGUUGAUGGUGCUCACCGCGCUCGAGACUUUUCGCAAGUUUACUGUCAUUCCCAGUUACAAAUCUGUCAGACAGUUUUUUACGCAGAUAGAAAACCUGGUCGAGUGGUGCGUGAUACUGAGUGUGUUUGCUACCUCUUUUGUGUAUACGGGGAAAACAUAUACCUGGCAAAGUCACUUGGGCGCCUUCGCCGUGCUCUGCGGUUGGAGCAAUCUGAUGCUAAUGAUCGGGCAGUUGCCGAUGUUCGGUGCUUACGUCGCUAUGUUCACUAGCGUGCAGGCACAAGUGUUCAAGCUGCUUUUGGCCUACGCCUGCCUGUUGGUGGGCUUUACGGCGAGCUUCUGCGUGAUAUUUCCACAUUCCAAGUCGUUCAGCAGUCCACACACGGGUCUCAUCAAGGUUCUCGCGAUGAUGACUGGCGAGUUAGGUUUCGAGGACCUCUUCUUCUCAUCCGAUAAGGGUGGCCUUUAUGAAAGUAUUGGAGGAACUUCCUGGAUCCUGCUACAAGUCUCGGCCCAACUCUCCUUCGUGUUGUUCCUUCUAUUCGUCACGAUUGUGCUGAUGAAUCUGCUGAUCGGCAUAGCCGUGCAUGAUAUCAAGGGCCUGCAAAAGACGGCAGGUCUCGCAAAACUCGUUCGCCAAACGAAACUGAUCCACGACGUGGAGGUUGCGAUUUUUUUAGGAUUUAUGCCGUCGAAACGUUUCAUCAGGUGCAUGCGAUGGACCACGCUGUUCCUGCCGUCACCUUUACGAGCCGUUUUGACUGUUCGCCCGCAAAACCUCAGAGAGAAGAGAUUACCGCGCGAUGUUCUCUCGGCCGCCUAUAAAAUAGCCAAGGAAGGAGACGGACAGAACAAUUUCGGCGCAUCGCGCAGAAAAACUUACAGCGCGGCCUAUCACGCAAGAACGGCUCUCAAAGCUGACGCGACCACGUGUCGUCGUCGUGGUUUCGACGAGGAUACGCUGCAACACGAUUGCAACAAAUUCAAAGAGGAUAUCGCGGAACUUAAGGAAAUUUGCGAGAAAAAUCAUAGUCUUCUUCGAGAGCUUAUAAAAGCGCACAAUGUUCGAGCGAAUAUGUGUGAGAAUGACCGAGAUUCAUUAGGAGAGAGUGCUAAAGGGAAGAAUCUCGAGACGAACAGUCUGAAGAUACCGACUAUUUUGAACGAUGAUGAACAACAUUUUCAUUCCACUAGAAGCUUCAAUAGUCGUCACAAAAGCGAGCCGCUAUCCGUUAGAUUAGCUUCCACUUACAGGUCGCUAAGAUGUGCGUAUGCAGCGGAGGAUUAUCCACAAAAAAUCACUAUCGAUGAUGGAACUGUAUCGAAGUUCGACAAUGAUCGGAUUGAAAUCGACGCCGGGGAACCACCACCGGUCGACGAUUCCCUCUUCUUUGACAAUCUGGAAAGCUGCAAGAACCACUACUUAAACGGUGCAAAAUUGAGAUCGGCUAUAUGGUCCAUCGUCGAUUCGACGGAGACGAGGUUACUAUUGCACAUGGAGAAAAGUCGCGUGCUUCCAGAUGCGUGCAAAAACGAGAGACUACGGAAUGUCGCUUACAUCUGGGCAUCCUAUCGCGGUCUGCUGCAUCAUCUGCCGGAACUGGAGAAUGCCGGAGCGCGUUACGACUACGUUGAACCACGGACCGGCGUGAAUGCUAUUCUCGCGGCUUCGUUGGGUGACAAGGUCGCCUGCGUGGAGUACUUGAUCGCGAAGGGCGCCGACGUGAAUUACGAGAGCCUCAUCACUCGUUACACGCCGCUUCACUUCGCGGCGCUCGGUAACAGCUGGCACGCCGCAGCCACGUUAUUAGAUCAUGGUGCUAAGCUUAAUUACGUCUGUCAGGAAGUGGUCGAGCCUAUUCUGCACAGUGCCGUUCGCGCGAAGGCGGUGGAGACAGUGAAGCUGCUGCUCGAGCGCGGUGCCAGCAUCGUCGAGAAGAAUCAUUUGGGUCAGACGCCGUUGCACGUGGCCUGUUUCGUGCAAUCAAUACCAUGCGUCGAGCUGCUAUCAGCUAGCGCGCCCAAUGUGAACGCUGUAGAUAGGGAGCAUAGAACACCCCUGCACUUCGCCGUAAUGAGCACGGACUCGUCCGCCGAGUUGGUACAGUUGUUGUUGAAACGCGGCGCCUUGGUGAACGCGGUCGAUCGGACCGGCUUCACCCCCCUUCACAUUGCCGCGCUGAACGAGCAAUCCCGAUGCGUGGAUGCGCUUAUUUGGGCGGGCGCUGACAUCAGUGCGACCACGUGCACUGGACUGUCUGCUCUGAAUAUUAUAUUGAAGAAGAUUCCCGAGUCCUUGCAUGUGUUCCGACAGCGUUUGGACGCCUCCAUCAGACUGACCAGGCCGGUAUCGCAUAAUCGCGAAUUCGAAAUGCGCCUACACUUCGACAUUCUCUUUCCCAGCGGUAAUCAGUGUGAGACCAGCUUCAUAAACACUUUCGUACAGGAGCAUCGAAAGGAUCUGUUGUCGCAUCCGCUGGUCAUGGCCUUCCUGCAUCUUAAGUGGGAGAAAAUUCGCAAGCUCUAUUUACUGAGAAUACUCUUGUACGCUAUGACAGUGAUAUGCAUGACUACUUACGUACUCACUGCGUUAGCGUAUAAAUGUUACAAUCACAACGAAGCUAAUAGUUCCAAGAUUUGCGGUAAUAGACGAGUAUCUGGCUUUCUCUUCCGGAGACCGAUCAUCGAGAUCGAAUGGUACCUCGCACUGGUUCUGACGUGCAUCACCAUACCGAGAAAAAUAUUUGGCUUCAUGGUCUACAAAUCGGCGAUACAGUACUUCUCCAGUAUCGACAAUGUGUUGGACGGNGUGGUGAUCGUGAGCGUAUUCGUUACGUCCUUCGUGUAUACCGGGCGUACUUACGAUUGGCAGAAUUACGUCGGUGCGUUUGCCAUACUUUGCGCCUGGACCAAUCUGAUGCUAAUGGUGGGCCAGUUACCGGCCUUCGGCACCUACGUCGCCAUGUUCACGCACAUCCAGUUCGAGUUCGCCAAGCUUCUGCUAGCGUAUUCCGGCCUACUCAUCGGUUUCACCAUCAGCUUCUGCGUGAUAUUCGCCGGCGAGCCCGCAUUCGGUAAUCCUUUCACUGGGCUAAUCAAAGUCUUGGCUAUGAUGGCCGGUGAAUUGGACUUCGAAGGACUCAUCAAUCAAGUGGAUAACGAAUCGACGGGCAGCUCUUUCGUCAUUUAUCAUCCCCUGUCAGUGUGUUCGCAGAUUCUCUUCACGCUAUUCAUAGUAUUCGUCACUGUGAUUCUGAUGAACUUGCUGGUCGGUAUCGCCGUACACGAUAUACAAGGUCUGAGGAAUCAUGCGGGGCUCACGAAGUUGGUAAGGCAGACAAAAAUGAUCCUCUUUACGGAAAUGGUGCUGCACAACACUACCAUCCCGUACGCCUUCCGGAAGUGGAUGUCGGAUCACAAGAUCGAUGUUGAAAAUAGAAAACGGGUUCUCGUGGUAAAACCGCUUAAUCCUCUCGAGAAGCGAUUGCCUAAAGACAUAAUGAAAGCCGCUUAUGAGAUAGCACAGAAAAAUAUUCCUUCGUCUAUGAAUGACGACAUCAAUUUGAGCGAUCACGCUGUUUGGCUGAAACAACGACAGAAGAACGAGUUCUCCGAUGUCGCCCUACAAAUGACGUUCGAGAAACUGAUCACUAUGAUGAAAGUGAAUGAAGAUGCUAUAAAAUUGCUGAGAGUACAGCUGCUAGGAAUGAAUAAGAUGCUGGAAAAUGUCGCAACAACAUUGACGAAAGAAGAACGUACCUCGUUGUGAUUUGGACAAUUGAUAUCGAUUAUAUUUCCAUUACUUUUUACGAACAUGACUGAUAAAGUGGAUAUCGAAGCCACAGUUAAUGGUGGGGGGCCUACUGGUCAGUCGGGUGC